AUGGAUGAUGAAGUUGACUACAUGUCUGAUGCCAUUUUGAAUGAAAUAGAAGAUGUAAAACCGGGAUUAUUUAUAUCACGAGAUGCCCAACGACAGCGUACAGUGGAGGCGAAUCGACGGAAAAACAAAUGUCUUUCCAAGUCGGAAAGGGAAAUCCAUCACCUCAAGGAAGGUUUAAAGAAAAAGGUUGGGCCUGAAAAUAAAGGUUUCAGUCUACUUUCAAAAAUGGGAUACGUUCCGGGUAAAGGUUUGGGAAAAAAUGCUACUGGGAUAGCUGAUCCUGUUUCUAUUGAAAUCCCUCAGGGUCGUGAAGGCCUCGGUUUCGCGUCUGAAAAAAACGAACGUAUGAUAUUUAGGGAAAACCUCAAACGAAAAAUACAAAUGGCUUACAAAGAUGAAUUCCGAAGCACUAUGGCCGUGAGAUUUCGACAGAACCGUUUGAACCGACAACUGGAUGUUGCCCGUCGGAUAUGUCAGGAUCUGGAUUUAAAAGAACUUAUUGAAACUCCAGUUCACGAAUCAUUCUGGCCACCUAUUGAUCUUGUUCCAACUGAGGUCGCUGAUAAUGGUAAAUAUGGAUCAGUCACUUCGAAUGGUUUUAAGUCUGUUAAAGACAGAAUUCCUGUAAGUAAUGUAUUGCCUCAGGAAGAUUAUGUGAACGAAGAUUUUGCAGAUAAUGAUUUAGCCAAACUGGACUCGAAACAUGCGAAUUGUGACUACACUUCUGUCCAAAGAAAUUUCAUACAACUUUUGAAUUAUUUACGAAGUCGACAUAAUUAUUGCUUUUGGUGUAGCCUGCAGUACCAAAAUCAAUCUGAACUUUUAGAACAAUGCCCUGGAGAGGAUGAAGACCAACACGAUUAA
This is a messenger RNA of Schistosoma guineensis, 864 nucleotides long. The record is from the annotation of a GenBank genome assembly. NCBI's taxonomy places the organism in Eukaryota, Metazoa, Platyhelminthes, Trematoda, Strigeidida, Schistosomatidae.